UUUUCAUGGUUCGCCGCUGGGUCCCAGGUUCGCCGCGGUGUUUUCGAAUCGUGUCGUUUUCUCGCGAGAUAAAAACUAUUAUAAAUAUUUUAUUGCAGUGCUAAAUUUAAUAAAUUACAUAUAUUGCUACAAUUUACGGCUGAGAAUGUCCCACCAAAAAUCGAUAUUAUCAUUUUUCUCCAAAACCAACGUCAAGAAAGCAGAUGACGAAGCCGCCACCGGUCAACAGAGCAAGAGCGGUGCGACGAACGGCAAGGAGAAACGCCGAUCCGAUGAAGCGGACAAUAACAAUGCGGUUAGCAAGAAAGCGGCAACGACGCCGGUCAAAUCCGGAGAUGAGGACAGCCCGGUGAAGCGUUCCGGAGGAGCCGGAAGGAAGUCAACCGCCGCAGCAUUGUUCGAUUCGUCUCCGUCGCCGUCGCCGGAGAAGAAGCCCGUAGGGGAUUCGAAGGAAACUUCAUUGAGCGUUCCCAAGCGGCGUCGCAUAGCUUCAUCGUCCAGUGAGGAGGGGGAGAGUUCGCCGAAGAAGGAAAGUCCGGCAAAACCGAAAGAGGAAAAACCCGUCAAGCAGGAAAAGACUAGUCCGGAAACCAAAACCAAGCCGGAAUCGAAGUCCAAGAAAACGGUAGAGGAUAAGAAGUCUCCCAAGACAUCGUCCAAAAAAAGUUCUCCUAAAGACAAGAAACCUCCCAAACAGGAAAAAUCACCCAGCAGCAAAGAUGUUGAAACGACGAAGGAAGUCAAAAAGGAAAGCGAAUCACCGAAAAAGGUGGAAUCGAAACCGGUCGACGUGAAGGACAAAACUACGAACGUGAUGAGUUUCUUCACCAGUGCCAGUGGUAAAAAAGACGCCAGUUCCGGUGGCAGCAGCGGUUCCAAAGUCGAUGGCGCCGACUACAAUCCGGGCAAGAAGAACUACCACCCGAUCAACGACGCCUUCUGGAAGAAGGGAGAAAAGGUGCCGUACUUGGCCCUGGCCAGGACAUUCCAGAUCAUAGAAGAAACCAGCGGUCGGCUGCGGAUGAUGGAGAUCUUGAGCAACUACUUUCGGUCGGUGAUUUUGCUCAGCCCGAACGACUUGCUGGCGAGCGUUUAUCUAAGUCUGAACCAGCUGGCUCCGGCCUAUGAGGGCGUUGAGCUGGGAAUUGCCGAGCACACGCUGAUGAAGGCCAUUGCCCAGAGCACGGGGCGGAGUUUGGCGCAGAUAAAGACUGAUGCGCAGAAUACGGGCGAUUUGGGGCUGGUGGCAGAGCAGUCCAAGAGCAGCCAGCGGAUGAUGUUCCGUCCGGCGCCGCAUUCGGUGGAUGGGGUAUUUGGAAAGCUGAAGGAGAUUGCCAAGAUGACGGGGACCGCUUCGAUGGCCAAGAAGAUGGACAAGAUCCAGUCGAUGUUUGUGGCGUGUCGGCACUCGGAAGCUCGGUUUAUCAUUCGGUCGCUGGCGGGGAAAUUGCGGAUAGGUUUGGCGGAGCAAUCGUUGCUUCAGGCUUUGGCGCAAGCGUGUGCCAUGACUCCGCCGCAUCAGGGCGAUAGUAAGGAACCGAUCGUGAACGCGUUGAGCAAGUGCAGUGAAGCCACGGCCAAGGCCAAAGUGGACGAUAUUGCCAUGAUUUUGAAAACGGUCUACUGCCAGUGCCCGAACUACAACCAAAUUGUGCCGGUUCUGCUGGAACAUGGUAUAGAUCAUCUGCUGGAGAAGUGUCCGAUGAUGCCGGGAACUCCGCUGAAGCCUAUGUUGGCGCAUCCCACGAAGGGAGUCCAGGAAGUGCUGGAGCGAUUUGACGGAAUUGAUUUUACCUGCGAGUGGAAGUACGAUGGGGAACGAGCUCAAAUCCACCUGCUGGAGGAUGGCAGUGUUAAUAUCUACAGCCGGAACCAGGAGAACAACACCAGUAAGUAUCCGGAUAUUAUUGCACGGUUAGAUCGCACUCGCAAGGAAUCAGUGACCAGCGCUAUCUUGGAUUGUGAAGCUGUUGCUUGGGAUCAGGACAAAAAGCAGAUCCUACCCUUCCAGAUCCUUAGUACCCGAAAGCGGAAGGAUGCCAACGAAGCUGAUAUUAAGGUGCAGGUGUGCGUCUACAUGUUUGAUCUGCUCUAUCUAAACGGAAAGCCUCUCGUGGAGCGGCCAUUCAUAGAACGGCGAGAACUGAUGUACAAGAACUUCAACGAGUUUGAAGGCGAAUGGAAGUACGCCACCCGUCUGGAUACCGGCGACAUCGAUGAGCUCCAGCGCUUCCUGGACGAAGCUAUUAAAGGCAACUGUGAAGGCCUCAUGGUCAAGACCCUCCAGAAGGAAGCCACCUACGAAAUCGCCAAACGUUCGCGAAACUGGCUCAAGCUCAAGAAGGAUUACCUCUCGGGUGUCGGAGAUUCUCUGGACCUAGUCGUGAUCGGCGGCUACAAGGGCAGGGGCAAGCGAACCGGAACCUACGGUGGUUUCCUCCUCGCUUGCUACGACGAAGAAAACGAAGAAUACCAGAGCAUCUGCAAGAUCGGAACCGGAUUCUCCGACGAGGACCUCCAGACGCACACGGACUUCUUCAAGGACAAAAUCAUUCCCCGGGCCAAGAACUACUACCGCUACGAUUCAUCACACGAGCCGGACGACUGGUUCGAACCGGCCCAGGUCUGGGAGGUGCUCUGUGCCGAUCUUUCGCUCAGUCCGGUGCACCGGGCGGCCCAGGGUAUCAUCGACCCGGAGAAGGGCAUUUCGUUGCGAUUCCCGAGGUUCAUCAAGAUCCGGGACGAUAAGGGAACCACGGACGCCACCUCGGCCAAACAGGUUGCCGAUAUGUACUCGAAUCAGGACCAGAUCAAGAACCAGCAGCAGAACAACCAGCGGGACCCCGAGGAGGACUUCUACUAGAAACUCUAAGGUUAGAUGUUACGUUUACUAUGCAUAACUUUUCGUUUGUUUUUGAACCGUUACAAUUGAACAAUUGUGAAAUUAUACAAUAACUUCUUUGAGACGUA
Molecule: messenger RNA, 2970 nt
Organism: Aedes albopictus (Asian tiger mosquito)
Lineage: Eukaryota; Metazoa; Arthropoda; Insecta; Diptera; Culicidae
Gene: DNAlig1
Product: DNA ligase 1
Exons: 4
Coding region: 146-2863 (905 amino acids)
Biological process (GO): lagging strand elongation; DNA recombination; Okazaki fragment processing involved in mitotic DNA replication
Cellular component (GO): nucleus; mitochondrion
Molecular function (GO): ATP binding; DNA binding; DNA ligase (ATP) activity
Source: RefSeq, a predicted model, not a curated record